GUCGGGUUGGCGUUCAUCGUGGAUCACAGCGGCCGAGUUUUUACCAAACAAACACCCACCCUUCGCGACGUUGCGUGCAACUCCGAGGAGCCCCAGGAUGGUUCGGGUGACAUCGACACUCUUUCCGAGCUUUCGACGGCAACACCUUCGAACUUGUCGCGAGCUGAUGCUAAGCUCGAGAAGACAAAACCCUCGGCCACUUCCGGGGUGCUCAAUUCGCUGGCUGCAGAGGAAGCCCCAGCGCCGUUUGCGACCUCCAGGCAGUAUGUGACGAAGAGAAAGGCUGCUAUCCAAGAGGGUCACCGAGAAAAUGGGGAAGAUAAUGAAGAUGAAGAUGGCAUGUCCGAUGAAACGCUAGAGCUUCCGGGUGCGAAGCGAAACACGAGCAACAACAGCAAGAAGCGCAACAAGAAGAAGGACAGCAGCAAGAAGAAGAAGAAGAACAACAAGAAGAAGAAGAAGUCCAAGAACAGCAUGUCCGAUGAUUCCGAGAUGAAGAAUUCCAGAUCCGAUGAGGCCCUGGUUCCCAGAUCCGAUGAGGCCCUGCUUCAGCGCAAGCCCGAGGUGAAGAAUGCCAGACCCGAUGAAGCCCUGGUUCAGAGCAAACCCGAGGUGAAGACUGCCCGAUCCCUUAAGAAAGCCAGAUCCGAUGAGGCCCCGGUUCAGAGCAAGCCGAAGGUAAAGCGAAGCAGAUCCAAGGCCCUGGUGCAGACAGACCCAGAUGAAGAGCCGCAGACCUCCGACGAAACCGAAGCCCCGAAGAAGAAGAAGAAGCCCAACGUCUUUGGCAAGUACAAAGCGGCCAAUCGUUACUGGCUUAAGUGCCCAGAACGCAUCGAACUCCUAGCAGACAUGCCACUUCCGGAGUUGAAGAG
Molecule: messenger RNA, 875 nt
Organism: Symbiodinium sp. CCMP2456
Lineage: Eukaryota; Dinophyceae; Suessiales; Symbiodiniaceae
Source: the annotation of a GenBank genome assembly